CAAUAUCUGACGUGGCAAACAACAACUUCACAUUACACAGGUGAUAGAGUGAGACACGAGAAGCGCGUGUGUGUGACAACAAUUUAAAAAGACAAACUUACAAAAAUCAAAGGCAGAGUAGAAUUCGGAUCCGAACCGAAUACCCGAAAACACUUCUCCUCUCAACAGGUUUCUGGUACUAUUUCAUGUAUGGCUUCAAAUGCCGAUGAUUUGAAUUACAAAGAAAGGUUACGUUGGGGAAACCCUACAAAAGUUUAUACCCGGAAGCGUCGAAGGAUUGAAAAAACUGACCCGAGCACCGCCGAUACCGCAGCUACCACCGCCACCGCCCUGAUCUCCGCCCUGCCAGAUGUUAUUACCUCCAACGAGGGGAGUGGCAAUGAUGAGAAUAAUAAUAAUGAUGUUUUACAGCCAUCUUCGCGAACCCUAGAGAGCGGGGAAGCGAAAUCUGCGGAAAAAUCGCCGGAGCAGCGGUUACAGCACCGGGAGGAGGAGGAGGCGGAACCGCAAUUGAAGGAUUCGUCUCCUCGUAAUUUGGAAGAUGGAAGGGAUAGUGACCAUGUGGAAUUGAUAAAUGGUGGAGAUUUGCAGGAAGAUACCCGUGGAUCACCGGUGGUAGAUUUAGAUGGUAGAGAUGUCGCUGAGGUUGGUGGUGGCCCAAUUGGGGAAGUCCGGGAGGCGACAGUGAAGCCGGUAAUUUCUAGGGUUGAAGAUAGAGUUAGGAUUAAUUUAACGGGAGGAAGGUCGAGAGAUGAGAUUAGAGAUCUUAGGAGGGCGUUAGAAGGUGAGCUUGAUCAGAUUAGGACUGUAAUUACGAAGCUUGAAGCCAAGGAGCUUCAGCUGACCACCACAUAUAAUACUAGUACUAUUAAUGGUGGUGUUAAUAAUAAUGUUGGUAGGAUUAGCGCUAUUCCUGGCGGUGGUGUUAAUUCUCAUAGUCAUCCACAAUAUAUGGAUAUUGGUGUGAUGAAUAGUAGGUCUUUAGUGCGAGUGAAUUCCGAGGUGGGUUUGGUGGGGUACCCUGAAUUGAGACCAUUCCAGCCACCACCAAGGGUUGCAGUUGCGGAAAGCAAUAAUGGAGUUGCUGAAUUUGUGGAGAAGGAGAAGAGGACCCCGAAGGCCAAUCAGUAUUACACUAAUUCCGAGUUCCUACUUGGGAAGGAUAGACUGCCUCCGGAAAGCAAUAAAAAAUUGAAGCCAAAUGGUGCUGGAAGGAAGCACAGUGGCGAGUCGGAGCAGGGCUAUUCAUUUGGCUUUGAUAAGCAUAGAAAUCAGGUGUUUAAGAGAUGCAGCAAUGUGCUUCAGAGGUUAAUGAAACACAAACAUGGUUGGGUGUUUAAUGAGCCAGUGAAUGUGGAGGCUCUUGGGUUGCAUGAUUAUCUUGAUAUCAUUAAGCAUCCUAUGGAUUUAGGCACUAUUAAAACUAGGCUAUCUCAGAAUUGGUACAAGUCUCCCAGGGAGUUUGCUGAGGAUGUAAGACUCGUCUUUCGUAAUGCCAUGACAUAUAAUCCUAAAGGACAUGAUGUUCAUGUUAUGGCGGAACAGUUGUUAAAGAUUUUUGAAGAGAGGUGGGCUGUUAUAGAGACCGAGUGUAAUCCGGAUUGGAGGCAUCAAAUGUACCACGAUGCAGGUUUGCCUACCCCCACUUCAAGAAAGGUCCCACACCCUUCUCCCUUUGCCCGUGCUCCACCUGCUCCCCAAGUAAGGAUACCUGCUCCCCAAGGAAGGACUUUGGAUAGGUCGGAGUCAAUGACUGGACCAGCUGAUUUCAGGUCCAAGCCGUCGCGUAUUGCUCAUGUUGGUAGGAUACCAGUUCCUAAGAAACCUAAAGCAAAUGAUCCCAAUAAAAGGGAUAUGACCUACGAAGAAAAGCAGAGACUCAGCACAAAUCUUCAGAGUUUACCUUCAGAAAAGCUUGAUGCUAUUGUUCAGAUUAUUAAGAAGAGGAACACAUCACUUAGUCAACAUGAUGAUGAGAUCGAAGUAGACAUAGACAGUGUUGAUGCGGAAACCCUCUGGGAGCUUGAUAGGUUUGUGACCAAUUACAGAAAGAAUUUAAGCAAGCAGAGGAGAAAAAUUGAACUUGCUCUGCAGGCCAGAGGAACUGCACGGACUGCUCCAGUUUCGAACUCUGCCCCUAUGGUUGCUGGUGCACUGAACAAUAAUACUGGUCCUGCUACAAAUGCAGAAGCUGGAAGACAGGUGGAUAAUGCAAGUAGGUCUAGUAGUUCAAGCAGUUCUAGCAGCGAUUCAGGGUCAUCCUCAAGUGAUUCCGAUAGUGAUAGUUCCUCUGGUGAUGGAUCAGAAGCGGGCAGUUGAUGCGAAAGGCCACUUAGCGCAGUUUUGCAGAAAUUCUUCAUGGAUUUUGUGCAGAUAGCUGUGUACUCAUCUGAAGGUUCCCUUCUGGUUGAACGAUGGCUGCAAUCAAGAACUUUAAGUUUUAUCAUGGAAGUGCCUUAUCUUGAUGAUUUUGGAAGGAUCGGACAUCUCAUUCUUAACAUUAUUUAUGAUGUUAUCUCCAUACAAAGUGUUCUUUUUUGUUCGAAUGGGAUUCUAGUAGAGAUUGGUUUUGGUAGUCAUUUGAGAUUGCUUAACCAGUUUGACUUGAGCAUGUGCUGAGAUGUUAUUCAUAUCAUUGCACACAGAGAAGCUAGGUAUGCUUGUGUGAUCUCCUGCAGCCUGGCCUGGUUGUAGUUGUAGAAAGCCGAGUAUGGUGGUAGGAUUGCAUAUUGUAAAAAUUAUUAGGGAUCUUAAGUGAAAAUGACAAUGAGGGUUUGUACAUAUUUUCCCAUUCAUCUUUCGGGCACCAUUUUGCAAAAAAUUUAUUUGUAUUUUCCCCUGAAGUAGAAGCAACGAGGAUUGAUUCGAUGAAUGUCAGUGAAGCUCACAAAUCAAACUUCUUGUAUGUCUACUGUGUAUGUUGGUCUUUUGUCUUGGACUUAAAGAAUGAGUCCUGAGGGAUCUUCGGUUGA
This is a messenger RNA of Lycium ferocissimum, 2972 nucleotides long. Its product is annotated as transcription factor GTE3, chloroplastic-like. The record is from RefSeq and is a predicted model, not a curated record. Gene Ontology annotation, molecular function: protein binding. NCBI's taxonomy places the organism in Eukaryota, Viridiplantae, Streptophyta, Magnoliopsida, Solanales, Solanaceae. The coding region runs from base 190 to 2319 and encodes 709 amino acids. The transcript has 6 exons.